Messenger RNA from Ilex paraguariensis (yerba mate), 555 nucleotides. NCBI's taxonomy places the organism in Eukaryota, Viridiplantae, Streptophyta, Magnoliopsida, Aquifoliales, Aquifoliaceae. The record is from the annotation of a GenBank genome assembly.
AUCAUCCGACUUCACAAGGGGAAGGAGCAUGUUGAAGCCGAGUUUGCUAUUCGUGAUUAUAGACCAGAUUGGGACCUGAAAGUGAACGAACCUGUAGCUGGAAAUUAUUACCCAGCAUGUCAAUUUUCUGAAUUAUUUGGAGAUUACUGCGUGAUGAUUCUAGAGGUGUUUGCAGAGGCUCUAAAUGAAACAGUCUGUAUUCGUAACAAAUGCACAGGCCUUACAAUCCAAGGAAAAUACUAUUACAGAAUAGACCCACUCGGAGAGGGUGCUAAGUGGCGUCGCUCAUUUGGCCAGGAGAUAUAUUCUCCAUUUCUGUUAGCCUUCGUUGUACAGGAUGAAGAUAACUGGAUGAUAAUUGAUUACCUACUGCAGGAUGAAGAUAACUGGAUGAGUUCUCAUGUACCCACUUUCUCAGGGAUUGAUGUUUCUUAUAGUUUGCCGGACAACAUUGCUAUUAUAACUCUUCAGGAGCUGGAUGACAGAAAGGUUCUCCUUCGAUUAGCACAUUUAUACGAGGUUGUAAUUUCGUUCUUUUUAUAUUCACGAAUUUGA